Molecule: messenger RNA, 2121 nt
Organism: Tuber aestivum (summer truffle)
Lineage: Eukaryota; Fungi; Ascomycota; Pezizomycetes; Pezizales; Tuberaceae
Source: the annotation of a GenBank genome assembly
GUAUGGUCCAGGUUCGGCACCGAAUAGGGUGAUUCAACGCUCCCAGUAGGCUCCGAACCGAGUACGCGGUAUACCCCGCAAAUACAGGUGUACCAGUACUGCUUGGAUAGAAUGACCAUACCUCUCUGUACUGGUAUGCUCAUCCCUCCUUCCGAGGAGGUUUGCUGUGUACAGUACCGAAAUUUCCAAGAAAUUACGCUUCCAACGAAACACCUUUAAGGUACCUUCCGUGUACAUGUACCGAGAGCUUGAAUCUCCCUAAUAUCCCCUGUCCGCCUCUUGCGGGCAGAAAACUCCACCGCGUACUUAGGUACAUGGAGUCACGGUGCGGGGCGGGAACAUCCGCCUUUCACCUCUUCCUGCCCUACCCGCUACCACCACCCUUGCUUGGGGUCGAGACUCGAGAGACUUCUAGUUGGUUACCAGCUGAUGUGACCGCCAAGAAACACGGGAUCACGUGCUUCAUGAUUCCUUUUUCUUUUUCUCACACCGCCCCGAUCAAUUGGCGAAUCCUUCCCACAAACCGUGCCCGUGUGUCAGACAACCACCACAGAUGUUCGACAACACACGCGGAGGCUUUCCUUCAGGGGAAAGCGGGCAAUACUCGGAGCACCCGUGCAGAGGCAUCACCACUACCACGAAUCCUCUUGUGUCCUACCGCCAACAGCAUCACCAUCACCAGACGGUAAAUAUGCUCAAGCGAGCACGAGAAGAUGAUGGGGAAGAUGAGCGCAUGCUUUCAUCUUCCCAUGGGAUGCUGGAUGGGACAGCAGCAGCGGCGGGCUGUUUGGGGGUUUGUUCGCCCCAGAGUGCUAAAGUUCCUUCCCCUCCCCUCUUUCCCCCUCGUUCUUUCCUUUUUCCCAUCCCCCUCCCAUUUGGCUGACUAUGGAUUAAAACAGAAGCGGCGAUCAAAACUCCAACUAAGACCGCAUCCUUCUUUCCCUUCUGCAAAAUUGGCCGUUACUCCGUCGACAACUACCACCGCGACCAAAGCCCCCUACAUAUUUUCACCUCCGGUGGAGGCUCAGACACCUUUUUAUAAUAAUAACGGCCAGGAUAUGGAUAUGGCGGAUGGAUUGCACGCUCCGUAUUCGGUUAUUAUCGGGCCCCCAACACCUGUGAGCGAUGGGGGUGAGGGGGACGGCGAUGUGGAGAUGAAAGAGGCCUUUGAUAUGGGAAGGGAGAGAGAGAAGGAGAAAGAGAAGGAGAAGCGGAAGCCGUUGUUCAGGAUGGGCUAUUUGGCGGACUGUGAGAAAUGCAGGUCGAGGACCCCGGGUCAUUACAGCCAUUACUAGCGGGAGUUCAUUUUCUUCUUCGACGCCUCACUGUCCGGAGUUCAAUGGGGCUUUACUCAUUUUUUCCUUUACUCUUUAUGUUUUGCCUCUGCGAUGGGUGCAUUCUAGCUUAUUUUCUAUUUUUAUUUCUUAUUCUGAUUGCACCUAUUCACCGAAAUCGAGCUUCUGUUCUAUUUCGACCCAGAUCGCACUAGAUUUGCAUUAUUGUUUUUUUUCUUUCUUUUUUUUCUUUUGUGAAAUAUUCUUGAUUACACGACUGUUGGAGUCACCUACUGCGGUGGAAUUCCAAUGCUUCAUCAAGCCAAGGUUGCCUCCGAGAGUUCUUUAUUCAUUGCAUUUUUUUUUUUUUACAUUUUUAUAUUUUUUUCCUUUGAAAAAGCGGUUGUGACAGAAUAUCUGUCUAUGCGCUUGUACCAUACCGUAUUGUCCAUUGUUUUCUAGAGACCUCUUACACUAUUGCUAUUUUUUUUUUCCGCAUCUGAUUAUCGAUGGAUGACGAUGGAAGUCGAUGAGACGGGACGGGACGAAUUGGGAUGGCACGAUAAUAGAAUUGCCCAACUUUAGCGUCACGAGAAUGAAUCGAUUAGCGAGAGCACUUGCCGAACGGAGAAAAGUUGACCCGACCAAAGCUGACAAUAUCGUGACCCGGAGCCGCACGCAGCCAUCCGCGUUGACUUGAAUAGGGACUUGAAAGGGUGCACUUGUACCAGCACCGUAGUGCAGAACCUGCAGCAACUCUGUGCCCCACCAACUGUCCCACCAUCCGACCCGUGGCUGCAAAUUGUCCUCUCCGAGGAUGUUCGUACUAUGCUAAUAGUACUAUCUA